GAGCUGCUUCCUAAUGGGCAAACCAGCUGGCUUCCCAGGGAAAAUAGCUGGCUGAGUCCCAGCCUCCAGAGGACAGAGGCACAGCCUCCACUCCAGAGACAGGGACCCUGUUGUGAGGGUCCCUAAACGAUGAGGGGAGACAGCGUGCAGGGGCAGGAGAUUGGGGGGGCAGAGAGAUUUCUGGAACAGGUGCCCAGAUGUUCCAGGCCCUGGUGGUGGAAUGAAUCUGGCUGAGAUUUCAGGGUGUUGGUAUCCCUUUAGGCAGGGGAGGAGAUGCGAGUUAGUGGGCUCUGCCUCCACCCUGCCUUGGGUCCUCCCAGGGCAGAACAGAACAAUUCUAGCUGCCGUCCUUUGAUCCCAGAACUCACUCAGAACUGGCUGGGACACAUGGACUGGAACUUCUGGGGAGGAGAGAGAACCUAACACUGACACUGGGGCAGAUCCUGGGGCCCCUUGCCUGAGAGGAAAUUGGAGGACAUCCAGCAGAUCAGAAAGGCCCUGGGGAGGGAAGAAGAGGAUAACAGAGGAGGGAGGAAGAGACAACUGCCUGGGAUUCAGUCAAGUGAAAUCAGCUCAUGUGGCCCCUGCCUAUCUGAUCGAGAUUUAGUAGGCAAUUGACAAAAGGCCUUGGAAGCAGGAGCAGUGGAACAAGUGACUGGACCUGACACCCCCUCCCCCAAGCCUCAGACCUGAAUCUGGAUGCAGGAUUCCUUGAAACAGAAAAAAGAAGACAAGGAGAAUGCUUUCUGGAAGGUGGAACUGCUCAGAAGUCAGGCCUCCUAGGGAAAGGCUCCUCACCCGUGGUGGAAGUUUUCACAUCCUGGCUCCCUCCUAAGAUAAGAAAAUUGAGGCUAAUAGAAGGGGAACUCGACUGUCAUAGUGCAAAGAGACCUGGUCUUGAGCAUUAAAAAUCUCAAAUUCAAAUUCUAGCUCUUCAACCUGAUGACACCUUGGUUUGAAGUGGUGGGACAUCAAGGUCUAUAUGUCCUCGCCCUCGGUGGAACUGCUGACCUGUGUCUCAGAAGAGCCACCGUGAGAAAGAGGACAGUUAGCCCGCUGGACAUCUCCCUCCCAUUUCAACGCUACCGACUGAUGGAGAAAGACUGAAAGAAUAAAAAAGGUGUGCCACAGACCAUAAUGUAGACAACACGACAGAGAUACUUCAGGAGUGGCUGGCUGCUAUGGGCAAGGAGUAUGCUGAGGUGGUAUGGCGCCCCGAAGGAGAACCAAGGUUGUACCCAGAUGAAGAGAGUCCCAAACAGUGGACCAAGGAACGUCACCAGUUCCUCAUGGAGCUAAAACAAGAAGCCCUAGACUUUGCCCGGGCUUGGGGGGCUGACUACAUCCUGUUUGCAGACACAGACAACAUCCUAACCAACAACCAAACCUUGAAGUUCCUGAUUGGAGAGGGUCUGCCAGUGGUGGCCCCUAUGCUGGACUCCCAGACUUACUACUCCAACUUCUGGUGUGGAAUCACCCCACAGGGCUAUUACCGGCGUACAUCAGAUUACUUCCCUACCAAGAAUCGGCAGCGUCAGGGCUGUUUCCGAGUGCCCAUGGUACACUCCACCUUUCUGCUGGCCCUUCAGGGCGAGGGUGUUGACCAACUGGCCUUCUAUCCCCCACAUCCCAACUAUACAUGGCCCUUUGAUGACAUUAUUGUCUUUGCCUACUCUUGCCAGGCUGCAGGUGUUUCGGUCCACAUUUGCAAUCAGCAUCGUUUUGGGUACAUGAAUGUUCCAGUCAAAUCAUAUCAGGGGCUGGAAGAUGAGAAGAUCAAUUUUAUCCAUCUGAUUUUGGAGGCUCUGGUGGAUGGCCCUCCUAUGCAGCCUUCAGCCCAUGUGUUCCUGCCCCCGAAAAGGCCCAACAAAAUGGGCUUUGAUGAGGUUUUUGUCAUCAGUCUAGCCCGUCGGCCUGAACGCCGACAACGAAUGCUGAGCUCCCUGUGGGAGAUGGAGGUUGCUGGACGAGUACUGGAAGCUGUGGAUGGCGGGGCACUCAACAGCAGCACCAUCAAAAGCCUGGGUGUGGACCUUCUCCCUGGCUACUAUGACCCCUACUCGGGCCGCACGCUGACCAAGGGAGAGGUGGGCUGCUUCCUCAGCCACUACUCCAUCUGGGAGGAGAUGGUCACUCGGGGCCUGGAAAGGGUCGUGGUGUUUGAGGAUGAUGUGCGCUUCGAAGCCGGCUUCAGGAAGCGCCUGGAGCGGCUGAUGGAGGAGGUGGCCCAGGAGCAGCUGCCGUGGGACCUGAUUUACCUAGGGCGCAAGCAAGUUACCUGGGACGAGGAGCCAGCCGUGGAAGGGGUGCGCCACCUCGUGGUGGCCAACUACUCCUACUGGACUCUGGCCUACGCUCUGUCUCUGAGUGGGGCUGGGAAACUGCUGGCCGCUCAACCGCUGGGCAAGAUGCUUCCUGUGGAUGAGUUCCUGCCCAUCAUGUAUGACCAGCAUCCAAAUGAAGACUACAAGGGGCACUUCUCUCCCCGAGACCUGAGAGCCUUUGCUGUGAGGCCCCUGCUUGCCUUUCCCACCCACUACGCAGGGGAUGCUCAGUGGCUGAGCGACACAGAGACGUCCACCAUCUGGGAUGAUGACACUCAGGCCACUGGUUGGAGUGGCUCUCGAAAGACCCUUAGGGACCCGCGGCUGGACAGGGUGGGCAGCAGUGGACACAGUUUCCAUUCCACUUCUCACGAUGAGCUCUAGCUGAGGGCUCUCAGGGCUGACUACGGAUCAAUGAGUGAGCCUCCACAAGCAGAGGAAAUACUAAGGUCUCCAGCCAGGAACCAGGAGUAGCUGGAAGAAAUCAUGGCUUUCCUAGGUCCAGGGGAGAGAGAUCGCUGCUGUUCAUUUCGGUGUUUCCUUUCCUAUGUCAAAACCAGGGCCAUUACCACUGUGAUUCCCCACACCUCUUUCCCAGAACUACAGCAAACCACUCCCCUUCUCCACCACGGUGCUAGGGCCAGGGAACUGCUAUCCAGCUGCCUGCUCUUUUUGACAGAAGGUAGAUGGAAACUGAGGCCCAGAGAAUCUCUCUUAAGGUCACACCCAUACACCCACCCCCCUUUAGCCUCAAUGCUCAAGGAUCUUCCCCAUUGAGGGUAAGGAAAAAAACCCCUGGGGUUCUUGGCUGGCUCCCUAGAACUUAGAGCUGUCCCCUUUUCCUCUCUCACCCCACGCCAUCCCCUAUCCCUCUUCCUCAGAAGGGAGAGCUGAGGAAAGGCAGGGGAUUUGGAAAUCUCCCAGGCUGAGGAAACUACAGAAGAAACAAGGACAAGGAAGCUGAGGCUGGCCACUGGGCUCCCCACUACCACUAGGCAGCAAGAUAGAACCCUCAUGAAUGGAUGACAUAACCCCCAUCAGUGGUAGCAAGGCUGAAUGACCCUAUUUCAGGUAUUUGAUUUUACCAGCAGCCUGGGAAACCCUCUCCACCCCCUUUCUUUAGCUCCUUCGGCAGGCCAUUGCUGACAGAGGAUGAGUUGGGUACCUAAAAGGGCCCAAUCCCAGGAAAGACAGAAGGAUACAGCCCAGACCUGGUGCCUUGCAAUAAAUAAAUGUUUGGUUUGCACUUUA
Monodelphis domestica (gray short-tailed opossum) is the source of this 3575-nucleotide messenger RNA. RefSeq names its product cerebral endothelial cell adhesion molecule (gene CERCAM). Lineage: Eukaryota; Metazoa; Chordata; Mammalia; Didelphimorphia; Didelphidae. The record is from RefSeq and is a predicted model, not a curated record.